Molecule: messenger RNA, 1285 nt
Organism: Panicum virgatum (switchgrass)
Lineage: Eukaryota; Viridiplantae; Streptophyta; Magnoliopsida; Poales; Poaceae
Product: hevamine-A-like
Exons: 1
Coding region: 7-990 (327 amino acids)
Biological process (GO): carbohydrate metabolic process
Cellular component (GO): extracellular region
Molecular function (GO): chitinase activity
Source: RefSeq, a predicted model, not a curated record
CCAUGCAUGUACCCCAACACAACAGUAGUGCAACACCAAUUCAAGCGCACAGCAGCAAAGCAAAGCUCUAGAUCGAUGAUGGGUAAGACGAUGGCAGCAGCUCGCCUGGCCAUGGCGGCCGCCGCCUGCUGCCUGGUGCUCCUCUCGUCGUCGGUCGGCACCGCUGUGGCGGCGGGCAGGACCGGGCGGAUCACGGUGUACUGGGGCCAGACGGCCAGCGAGGGCAGCCUCCGCAAGGCCUGCGAGAGCAACCUCUACUCCACCGUCAUCCUCUCCUUCCUCACCCGUUUCGGCGGCGGGCGCUACAAGCUCGACCUCACCGGCCACUCCUGGAGCGCCGUGGGCCCCGACGUCAAGUACUGCCAGUCCAAGAACAUCCUCGUCCUCCUCGCCAUCGGCGGCGGCUUCGGCGACUACUCCCUCGCCUCCAAGGCCGACGCCAAGGUCGUCGCCGACCACAUCUGGGACCUCUACCUCGGCGGCCGCUCCAAGCAGGCCCGGCCGUUCGGCGACGCGGUGCUCGACGGCGUCGACUUCGACAUCGAGCACGGGGGGUCCAAGCACUACGACGACCUCGCGAGGUACCUCAAGGGCUACAGCAGCAAGGGGAAGAAGAAGGUGUGGGUCACGGCGGCGCCGCAGUGCCCGUUCCCGGACCGGAUGCUGGGGCAGGCGCUCCGGACGGGGCUCUUCGACCGCGUGCACGUCCAGUUCUACAACAACCCCGUCUGCAGCUACCGCGCCGGCAACGUGGCGGCGUUCACCCGCGCGUGGAGGACGUGGACCGGGAGCCUGCCGCGGAGCUCGGUGUACCUGGGCCUUCCAGCGGCGCCGCGCGCCGCCGGGAGCGGGUACGUGCCGCCGGCGACGCUGGUGGCCAAGGUGCUGCCGAUCGUGCAGCGGUCGCGGAACUACGGCGGGAUCAUGCUGUGGAGCAGGUACUGGGACCUGCAGACCGGCUACAGCAGGGCCGUCAAGCACGCCGUCUGAUGCGUGUCAUUGUCAUGGAAACAAAUUAAAAGCUCGCCGUCGACGACCUGCUGCCAGCGGUGUGCUGCCUGCUACCGGAGUCCGAUCGAUCCCCUACGUUGCUAGAUAUAUAACAAGGGCCGUGCAGACGCAUGGCGCAUCAAUAACAAAACAGGUACACGAGUGGUGCGCCCUUGUAUCGAUCUUGUACGCAUGGAUCACACAUGUAUAGUAUGUGUGCUUUCCAGCAUUUGUAUUUUAGUAUGUAUGUAUAAUAUAUGUCGUGUAAUAAAUGGGGAUUAUACGUGUUCAUUUC